Prorocentrum cordatum is the source of this 1639-nucleotide messenger RNA. Lineage: Eukaryota; Dinophyceae; Prorocentrales; Prorocentraceae. The record is from the annotation of a GenBank genome assembly.
GGGACACCACCAGGCAGAAAGUACCGAGGGAUUCGCGCGAGAGGCGUCUUCCGUAGCUGUUUCUGCUUCAGGCGUUGUCGUGUCGGUCGGCGUUUGCACAUCGUUUGCUUGCGUAGUACCGGAUCACUCAAGGAAUCUAGCCAAUAAUACAUCGAAUAAACCUACGUUGCCGGAUGUCCGAGCGAGUUUCUUGGAUCGGCGUUGGGUUCGUUCGUCGGCGCCUCCAGCGCCGCCCAUAGCGUGCGCCAGCGGGAGGGGUUCUAGCACCGAUCCAAGAAGUUUGUGCUGACCUCCUAAAGUCCCUUCUUCUUCUAUAUAAACAGGCUAUGCUCAUAGCUGCGAUUUGCCUCUUGCAUCUUGUUCAGGCUGCUGCCUUGAAGCUCGACGAUCGCCCGCGUAGCUUGCCCGUCAUCCUCGUUCACAUUCACAAGGGGUUCGGAAGUUGGGCAUGCCAGCAGGCUGCUUUUUCGAAUGGUGAGUCGGUGGUUGCACCCGCCGAAAACUGCAAUUGGAUACCACAUGAUACACACGCUCGUUCGAUUGAAGGCCACACGGUAGCCAACACAAUCGCUGAGCUUCGCGUGAAGCAUAUGACAUCGGGUGGGUUCACUUUUGGAAUGAUCGAACGGCCUUUGUGGGCUGAAGACUACCGAUGGACUCAUUUCCAUUAUGCCGUUUUGAUGCGGCACCCGCUCAAAGAAAUGGAUUCAAACUUGAAUUACGAGAUUGCACGCGAUGAUCAUAAAGAUGCGUGGUGGAGCCUUUCAAGCCUGAAGAGGGCGCUUGGCUUGGACCCAGAUUCUAAAGGCGACGAUUGGCUUGACCUCCUUUUAUCUAUGAUCCAGCAUCGGAAGCAAGGACGCCUACUCAAUAACUACGGGUGGAGCUCGUGGAAGGCUCUCGACAACUUUAAGAUUCGCGUGCUUGUGGCGGAGGCGUGGACGUUACCACCUGGAGGUGUAAAUCGCACCCACCUCGAAAUGGCAGUCGAGCGGUUGAACAAGUUCUACGCCGUAGGUGCAGCCGACGAAGAUGAUGUCAUCGAUGCCAACUGCCAGUUGUUUGACAGGCUGAGGUGGACCAAUGUUAGCGCAUCCCUAAAGGUCAACACGGCCCCAUUCGCGAAGCUCAACCUGACUAGAGGGCGAGAAGAAGUGCUUCGCAGGCUGAACGCGCUCGAUUUCGAGCUCUACGAGCAUGCCAGAGCCCUCGCCGAGGAGGGGCAAGGGCCCGCUCGGCGCAGACCCAGGCGCUUUCUGCACCUCGUCGAGUGACCCUGAGCGCUCGGCGGCUCGCAAGAGUACGGCUGUGCGGGGUGGGGCGACCUUCUGCUGAAAAGGGGCACCCGUUGCAGGAGCCCGUGUCCGAUCCAAGAGAGCUGCUGGCAGCUCCGAAGAGUUACGCUUAUGCCACUGCUUCCUUGUCUGGAUUCUUGUCCGGCCUGCAGGGCCGAGCCCGAUCGGCGAUCCCAUGCGGUAGAUUGCCGGCGAAAUCCUGGGCGAUCCGGGCGAUCGUCCGAUUCGGUGCCGUCCUGGCCAAAAGCGCCUAUGGACACAGUGGGCGCGUCCAAAGACAUUUUCGGGGUGGAUGCGUCUAUGGACAAUGUGGCCGUUGCGGUCCGCGCGGUGCAAGGUCGGAG